GUAACGUUGUUACGUUGUCACGGAGAAAGCGUCAUGUUUUUGGCGUGCAACUUUCCAGCAUCCGUUUCAACAUGGUGAAAACGGAAAAACGUCUCUUAUCCGACAAUGAUGACGUAUCUGAGAAUAUCACAGUUACAAGUCGGGAAUUCAGAAAAGAUAGCUGGCAGUCAUUUCUGAUCUGUUUUGCCCUGUUGUUGAAUAGAGCGUUUAUCAACGGGGUUCUUCAUUCUUGGGGAUUUUUUCUCGUUGCCUUCGUUCAAGACAUGAAGUCAUCGACAGAGACUGCUGCGUGGAUCGGAUCUGUAACGUACGGACUAUCAAAGUUCUUUGGACCAAUAGCCAGUGCCUUGGUCAACAGUUUCGGAGAGCGUGUGGUUCUGGUUGCCGGCGGACUGCUGUGUGCUGUAGCGAUAUUUAGCUCCUCGUUUGUGUCCCACCUAAACCAAAUGUUUGGCACUUUCUCCGUCAUAUACGGGAUCGGGGCUUGUAUGUCCAUCAGCCCCACGAUGACCAUAGCCCCUAAGUACUUUGACAAAUACAUGACACUGGCCGUAGGUCUAAUGACUGCCGGAAGUAGCCUCGGGACGUUGGUGAUGGCGCCCCUUUCUCAAACACUGAUUGACGCCAUCGGUUGGAGAAGGACGUUCCGCUGUUUUGCUGGUACCUGCCUCUUCAGUGCGCUGUGUUGCUGUCUGGUUAGACCCCUGCCGUCCUCCUCUCAGGAUAUACCUCUAGAGGCGAUCAAACGAUCUUCAGUCAAGAAUCUGAUGCAGGACCUGAAGCUGUGGAAGAACAGGGUAUUUGUCGUCUGGACGUGCGCCAUUGCCUGUGUAAUGUUUGGUUAUUACAUCCCAUACGUUCAUUUGGUUUCGUAUGCACAGACGGUCGGAAUUCCUCCCGAGAAAGGCACGGUGAUAAUCAUGGUACUCGGGAUAACCACGGCCGUAGGGCGCAUCGUGUUUGGUAAGAUAGCGGGGGUCGGGGUCCUGAACAGGCUUCACAUGCACCAACUGUCAAUGGUGGUCAGCGGAACAGCGGUGAUGCUGCUCCCGUUGAUCCGCUCCUUUACCGGGAUCAUUAUCUACGUCAUCAUUAUCGGUAUGGUGGACGGUUGUUACGUGGUCCUGCUAUCGGUUCUGACGGUGUCUUUGAUGGCGGGAGAGAAUUCAGUGACCGCCUGGGGAUUUCUGAUCGGUGCGUGCUCUGUAACCUUCACGCUUGGUCCGCCAAUUGCCGGUGCUCUGUUUGACAAGUUAGGAUCCUAUGACGUAGCCUUUCACUGCGCAGGCAUUCCCCUCAUCAGCGGCGCAAUCAUCUUGUUCUUCAUCCCGUGGGCACAGCGGACAUCGCGCUCCAAUAACGCCAUGGUCGUAGUCAGCAACAUGGAGUGUGCAGAUCGUGAAAACUACGACUUCGCAGACGAUUUGAUAGAGGAGGCGAAGAGCUUCGAGAGACGGUCGGGAAACGAAACCGAUGUUGAUGAUAUUAAACUUAAUUUUCCCGCCAAUAGGAAAUCACCCAGCAGACGAUACCGCGAUCAGUGUACGUCUACAUCACCAGAUAAUAUUCAGCAUGUCCCGCAGGACCUCACCGAGGCUAUUUCCAUGUUGCAGGAGAAUGCUCGCCUCAUUUCUGAAAUGUUGGCGAACUCCAAUCCCCAACCAAGAACCGAAGUGGCAUCGAGUGAGAGGAGGAGUGCCAAGUCUCGAAGUGAAAUGGUUCAGCCCACUGUUAUGGAAGUUCACCCACAGAAGAUGAUAAGCAUCAUGUCCAUUCCUGGAGGUCUUACAAUAAGUCACUGGGAGCCGACAGUUCCCAAUCCAUCAGACUCCAUCAGUAACCCACCAUCCAUGUUAGCAUCCCAAAGCCUUCUGCAGAAUACACAAUCCUUCCAUUCCAGAAAUCAAUCAGAUUACAUGGGCUCUCUAGGUACCCACACUGGCAGUCCAGGACAGAACAUGGGCAUCAUAGUGUCACCCAGUGAGAGGACCCAGAUCAGCAGUUCAGGACAGAACAUCAUUGUGUCACCCAGUGAGAGGACCCAGAAUCCCUAUCUUUAUAUACCAACCAUAUCUGUUCAAAACUUGAGUGUCUCAUCAACUCAAAUGGAUGCAUCAACCCAUGAUAAAGUUCACAUGGACCAGUCCAAGGUUCACAAAGAAGACAGGGUCUCAGGGUCCACUUCUACCAAGUUCCUCUCCCCUCCUCAUCAGCAGAUCCAAAGUCCCAAACAAAGCCCCACCGCUGGUCUUUCCCCGAGAGCAAAAGUUAUGUCCCCUGUGUUGUGUGCAAUACCUGAAAUAAUGAAUGGGCAAUCAGUCAGUAUCCCCCAGUCUGAAGUAUCUGGGGCCAACUGUCCUCCAAUAGUGGACAAUGACGCAGAGAAAUGGAUUAAUAAUGACUCACACCCGUAUCUGACACACAGGAGUGACUCCGGGGGGUCACUAGUCUCGGGCAGCAUGCAGAGUUCAUCAAGAGUAGGAGUUCAGUCGGACACCAGUCUAUCUGCUAAAGAGUCCAACAGUUCCAGUUCACACACAGAAAUCGAUGUAUUCAAACAUCUGUUUGAUGACCACGAUGAACUUAACGCGUAGUAUUGAAUCACACUUGUAUAAAUUCUUGGCAAUGAUCUUGAAAAGUAUACAUACACAGUAAUAAACUGUUAAUCCAU
Ostrea edulis (European flat oyster) is the source of this 2671-nucleotide messenger RNA. Its product is annotated as monocarboxylate transporter 2-like. Gene Ontology annotation, biological process: transmembrane transport. The record is from RefSeq and is a predicted model, not a curated record. Gene Ontology annotation, molecular function: transmembrane transporter activity. NCBI's taxonomy places the organism in Eukaryota, Metazoa, Mollusca, Bivalvia, Ostreida, Ostreidae.